AUGGGAAAAAAGAAAGACUUCCGACCAAAGAAAGCAGCAAAGACCUCUCGCAUGUACCCAACGCUGCAUGAGAACGUUGCAAACUCUGUGCUCGAAUACAUCGGCACAAUACGGUUCCACCACGAGGACAGCGAUGAAGAUUGCACGAGAAGAUGUAACACUUUCGUCAGGGGCGAAUUCAAAUGCUACAACCCCAAAUGCCACGGAAGCUUUUGGACUAGUGGGAAAGUCGCCAUAUCAAUUAGGAGAUAUUUGGGACAUGAUUACAAUGCUGUCGUCUUUGGCCAACGCUGUAAAGGUUGCAACCAGUUAGGCGAAUUCAAGCUUGAUGAGGAGACAUACAUCGAUCGAGUCUCGUACAGGCUUAAAAAAUGGGCGGGUGUUCAGAUGGAGCUACCACCUUUUACUGUGAGAAGCACGCCACCUCACAAAACACACUUGUGUGAAGGUUGUAAGCGUGGCAUCUGCAUGAAAGCAUAUUAG
Molecule: messenger RNA, 483 nt
Organism: Plenodomus lingam JN3
Lineage: Eukaryota; Fungi; Ascomycota; Dothideomycetes; Pleosporales; Leptosphaeriaceae
Source: RefSeq, a predicted model, not a curated record